AUGACGGCCAUUGAUGUGACGGCACAGCCCAGCCUUCCCUCACGCUAUAGAGUGGAACCGGGUUCCUGCGAUAUCCCUAUCGGUGUUCUGCCGAAGACGUGCACAUCCACGCCCGAAAAACCAGAGAUUAUCGCUAGUAACGUGAUCGAGAAGGUCAACAGUAGCAUUGUGAAGAAGGAUGCUGCAGCUCUCGCGUCGCUGUUCAUUAAUAACAGUUACUGGCGCGAUCAUCUCUGUCUCACAUGGGAAUUCCGGACGCUGAAAGGAGCCGAAGCUCUCUCGAAGUUUGUUGUUGAAAGCCCUUCGGUCAUCAAGUUUGAGCUUGACAAUUCCUCUCCAUUUACAGCACCGCAUAAUGGCCCGAUUGAUGCCUUUGGUGAGGUCCACGGAAUUGAGUUCUUUGUUAAAGUUUCUACGGGCUUCGGUAACGGCAGGGGCAUUGUACGACUUGCCCAAGAGGGAGAGGAGUGGAAGAUCUUCACCGUCUUCACAACUCUUAACGAGAUCACCAGCCACGAGGAACUAGUUAAUGGCCACCGACCCGUUGGAGUGCAGCAUGGCGCACACCAGGGCCGAACGAACUGGCAAGAUCGACGUACUGCGAGUGAAAAUUAUGAAGAAAAAGAUCCUGCUGUUCUCAUCGUCGGUGCCGGCCAAGGAGGUCUGACUGCAGCUGCACGUCUGAAGAUGCUGAAUGUUGACACCCUGGUAAUUGACCAAGAAGACCGAAUCGGAGAUAGCUGGCGUCAUCGCUACCACCAACUUGUUCUACACGAUCCAGUGUGGUAUGAUCACAUGCCAUACAUUCCCUUCCCACCCAACUGGCCCAUCUUCACGCCCAAAGAUAAACUAGCGGAGUUCUUCGAAUCCUACGUUAAGCUACUCGAACUCAACGUCUGGGUCCGCACCGAGUUGAAGUCCUCAUCUUGGGACGAGAAAGCAAAGCAAUGGACUGUUGUCUUAGAGCGCACGAAAGCAGAUGGCUCGACUGAGACACGCACUUUCCACCCACGCCAUGUAAUUCAGGCCACCGGACACUCCGGGAAGAAGAACCUGCCCACCUUCAAGGGGAUGGAGAAUUUUAAGGGUGAUCAAAUCUGCCACAGCUCCGAGUUCCCUGGCGCAAAGGAGGGACAAAAGGGCAAGAAGGCCAUUGUUGUUGGCUCAUGUAAUUCGGGUCAUGAUAUUGCUCAAGACUACUAUGAGAAGGGUUAUGAUGUAACCAUGGUGCAGCGAAGUUCGACGUGUGUGGUUUCGUCCAACUCUAUUACUGAGAUCGCUCUCAAGGGCCUUUAUGAUGAAGCGGCGCCGCCUACUGAAGAUGCGGAUACUUAUUUGAUGAGUGUGGCGCCCGAGCUAUUCAAGCUGCAGCAGACGAAGGUCACGAAGGCCGUGAACCAGAACGACGCGAAGACACUUGAAGGGUUGGCAAAGGCAGGCUUCCAGGUCGAUCGCGGUCCCAUGGAGGCGGGGCUUUUGCUAAAGUACUUCCAGCGUGGAGGUGGUUAUUACAUUGAUGUGGGAGGAAGCCAGUUGAUUGUAGAUGGGAAGGUGAAGGUCAAACAGGGACAGGAGAUUAGUGAGAUUCUGGCGAAUGGGAUUCGGUUCGCCGAUGGGUCGGAGCUGGAGGCCGAUGAGAUUGUCUUUGCGACGGGAUACCAGAACAUGAGAACGCAGGCGCGCAUCAUCUUUGGUGACGAGGUCGCGGAUCGCGUUGGCAAUGUGUGGGGGCUGAAUGCGGAGGGUGAGUUCCGGACCAUCUGGCAACGCAGCGGGCACCCUGGGUUCUGGUUUAUGGGUGGAAACCUGGCACUGUGCAGAUACUACUCGCGUCUUUUGGCGCUGCAGAUCAAGGCUCUGGAGGAAGGCAUUGCUACGUACUAG
Molecule: messenger RNA, 1884 nt
Organism: Penicillium longicatenatum
Lineage: Eukaryota; Fungi; Ascomycota; Eurotiomycetes; Eurotiales; Aspergillaceae
Product: flavin-containing monooxygenase
Exons: 2
Coding region: 1-1884 (627 amino acids)
Molecular function (GO): monooxygenase activity; flavin adenine dinucleotide binding
Source: RefSeq, a predicted model, not a curated record